AUGCAAAAGCUGCGCAGUCGUGUCGCUUUGACCACCUUUUCUCUUGCUCUUCUCUUCUUCACUUUGCAAUAUCUAUCCAGCCAGGAUCAGGACCACCGGUACAGCCUCCUUUUUUCGUCGCAAACUGUUUCCGAUGAUGUCUUGGAAAACAUCACCACAGCAGCGCAAACCUUCGUCGACCAGCCUGUGGUAGCACCAUUCAAAAACCAGUUCUGGGAAGUGGGCAGGCGAUCGGCGCAGGUUAAAAAAUGGUUUGGCCUGCUCAAGCACGAGGCACACGGUUCGGACAAAGUACACGAAGUCCUCAGCAAUGUCGAGGAGGCUGCCGUGUCUUUGUUCCCUUUCAUACCACCAUCAUCAGACGGCUUGCCCUUGUCGAGUCUCUUCCACUUGCCUGAGAAAGGCAGCAAGGGCAUAGUCAUGUCUGUCGGGGGACCAAACAUCAAUAUCCGUUUUGCGGGACAUCUGAUAUCCGCUAUACGACAUGUGUUUGGAUGCAAACUCCCCCUGGAGAUUACCUACGCUGGCGAGGAAGACCUACCAAUCCGGUAUCGGGAAGCACUCGCGUCACUCGACGAAACGGGACAGAUCUCAUUUGUGGACAUGCUCAAGGUUUUCGACGACAAGACGCUUCGCUUGAAGGAAAACGGAUGGGCCAUCAAGCCCUUCUCAGUCCUGGCCUCUCGAUUUGAACAGGUCUUACUGGUCGACUGUGACAGCGUCUUCCUCCAAGACCCCAAAAGCCUAUUCCAUCAGCAGCCCUAUGUCGACAACGGCGCAUAUCUAUUCCACGAUCGUCUCCUAUGGCAACACGCGUUCAAGGGCAGGCAUGAAUGGUUCCACGACCAAGUUAAGGAACCCUCGCCCGCUUUGAACAGGUCCCUGGUGUGGACGGAGGAGUACGCCGAGGAGUGCGACUCGGGCGUUGUCGUACUCGACAAGUCACGACCCGACGUCUUCUUCGGCGUGCUGCAUACGGCCUGGCAGAACACGUACGACGUCCGUGAGGAGGUCACCUACAAGAUCACAUACGGAGACAAGGAAUCAUGGUGGCUCGGAUUGGAGCUGACGGGGGCUGCGUACGAGUUUGAAGAGCACUACGGCUCUAUGCUGGGGUGGGAGUCGCGUCAAGCGAGCGAGGAUGGGAAGGAAACGGCUGAGGUGUGCAGCUUUGUCAUUGCACAUGCCGACACCAAGGGGGACCUGCUGUGGUUCAAUGGCAGCUUGCUGAAGAACAAGCUCAAAGAGCCGGAUGCCUACGACGUACCCGAUGCAUGGGUGAUGGAUGGCACAUGGAGGAAAGGGGCGACCAAGCAGGACAUGAGCUGCAUGGUGGAUGCGCCCUCGAAGAGACUUAGCGAAGAGGAGCAUCACAUUCUACAAAGGAGUAUGGGAGAAGCGAUGGCGGUGGACGCACUCAUGAAAUCUGUCGUUGUAACGUAG
This is a messenger RNA of Emericellopsis cladophorae, 1443 nucleotides long. RefSeq lists its product as uncharacterized. NCBI's taxonomy places the organism in Eukaryota, Fungi, Ascomycota, Sordariomycetes, Hypocreales, Bionectriaceae. Gene Ontology annotation, biological process: protein O-linked glycosylation. The transcript has a single exon. Bases 1 to 1443 code for a protein of 480 amino acids. Gene Ontology annotation, cellular component: Golgi apparatus. The record is from RefSeq and is a predicted model, not a curated record. Gene Ontology annotation, molecular function: alpha-1,3-mannosyltransferase activity.